Molecule: messenger RNA, 1884 nt
Organism: Hypomesus transpacificus
Lineage: Eukaryota; Metazoa; Chordata; Actinopteri; Osmeriformes; Osmeridae
Exons: 3
Coding region: 102-1406 (434 amino acids)
Source: RefSeq, a predicted model, not a curated record
GAUAAAGAGAGAGAGAGAGAGAGAGAGAUAAAGAGAGAGAGAGAGAGAGGCAAGAAACCAGUUAAGCUCACAUAGUCCUAGAAGCUCCUGCUUGCACAGCCAUGGACGGCGUACUGGAGGGAGCCACUCUUCUGUGUGUGUGUAAACUGGUCUGCAGUCUACUCUGCCUCCCCGCGGUCUCAGCCUGUCGCAGUCCUAUGAGCUUCUGCUGUUGUUGUCUGCUCAUCUUCACCGACAUUGCUGUCACCAUCUUCCUGGUCGUCCUCUGGAUUUCCGAGCCCUGGCUUCCUCCACUGGUCGUGUCUGCUGAUGUCAUCGCCCUGCGCUUUCUGCUCUUCCUCAGCCACACCUACGGAGCGGUGCUGGGGUUCACCAUGACUCUGGUUGCUGUGGAGAUGGUGAUGAGGUUGUACUUUCCCAAACGGUUUAGUGGUUUGGGGCUGGAGGGGGAGGAAGGGGAGGAAGAGGGGGGUGAAAUCUCAGGACAGAAGGAUGCUACGUGUCUGGGUUGUGUGGCAGUGGAGGUGGUGAAAGACCAGGACCAGGACCAAUGCCUGACAUACCUCCCUGACUUUCUCUGCUGUCUGCUGGUGUGGGUUCUGUCUGGCCUCCAUGGGUCCCUGUGGAGCAAGACGUCAGAGGAGCUGUUGGCUGAGGUCUGCAUCCAAACUACCGGCUCCCUCCCCCUAUGCCUCCCCAGCCUGUUCACCUCCCUGUCUGGGCCUAGGGAGCCCUGCUGGGGUCUGGUGGUCCUGGGUCUCCUCAUCGUCUUCAUGGUGGUCCAAGGCCUGAUGCUGAGAGUCAAGCAAACUACCCUGGUCGACCAGCCUACAGUCCCGCCACAGGAGAGCUGCAGCGCUGACAUGCAGACGUUUGACCAAACACCAGUCCAACCUCCAUCGUCCAAGGCUGUGGACCCAGGGCUGUUGACACUCCCGUCAGCCGCCAAGUUUUUUGUUGACUCAGGAAAAACACAGAGCAGGUGCUGCACUCCCAGCCUCUAUGCCAGGAACCCGGCGCAGCUGUUUCAGUGUCACCAUGGAAACUCUGCCAUCUCCCUUCGCCUGGAGUGUUUGCCUUCAGACGGGGGACAGGAAGCUGGCAACGCAGGCAUGCCUCCCCCACCCGUUGUGGAGGAACGCACACACCUGGACACAGACGGUUCCUCAUUACACGUAGCAGCUAGCCGGCAUGGGGGGCAGGGUGGGUUCUUUCCCUCCCCCAGGGCUAGGUUAAUGACAGGGCUGGUGUGUGUGUUCUCUCUGUGCGUGCUGCCGCUCAGCCUCAGCGUUAACAUCCUGCUGGUCUACAGCGUGGAGGUCAUGCUGGAGUGGAGUAUACGCCCUCUACUGAGCGCACUGCGCGGCACGGACACCCCACUGACCGAGGUGUCUCACUCCUCGUAGCCCUGACCCUGGUCAGGGUGAAACCACGGCCAGGGGAAGGGCCGUGGUUAACGGCAGACAUUCUGAACUCUUUGAGGCCAUGUUGCAAUAAAAGGUUGUUGUUUUCUGGGCUCCUGCUCCUAAACUGGGCGUUGGGACUUGACUGUGUAAGGAGAGGUGGAUGGAGGAAGGGAGGGAAGGAGGGUAGCGUUAAGCCCUGAGCGAUGGAUCAUCAGAUUAAUAUUGCAUGUACACAGACAGCUGGUCUACCUGUCAAUAGUAGUUAAAUAGACAGCAAAGGACUCACUCCUCAGGCUUGUUCUGGUGUGCACAGUAAUCUUUCCAAAGCUGCUGAAAUGUGCUGAGAAUGCAGGUUGAGACGCGUCACCGAGGGACACUGUAACCGUACUGAAAUACAUUGAAAAAAUACUGCCAUCACUUCUUGACACUGUGAUUUGUUUUUAUUUGAGCUAAUAAUAAAGUCUGUAUUUUCUUAUGA